AUGGCCGAUAUCGAAGUCCCGCCCGACAGCCAGACGAAGCAGCGCAAGAAGUCGAUAUUCGAUAAUGCGCGACGGCAAGGCAGCGUUGUGGAAGCGGACUCGAUCGUGCCGGAUACGCUGGAUGCGUCGCAGUUGAGUAGGGCGGAUAGACGGUUGGCGGAGCUGGGAUAUCCUUCGGUCUACCAACGCCACUUCGGCUGGCUCUCAACCCUCUCCUUCGCCCUCUCAAUCUCCGGCCUCUUCGCCUCCGUAACCACAACCUACAUCUACCCGCUCGAAGCGGGCGGCGUCUCGUCCGCAGUCUGGUGCUGGCUAAUCUCCGGUUUCGGGUGCUACUGCAUCGCUCUCUCCGUGGCCGAACUCGUAUCCGCCUACCCCACGAGCGGCGGCAUCUACUUCACGUGCAAAUACCUGGUGCCGCCGAACCAGGUGCCCUGGGUAUCCUGGGUCGUCGGCUGGCUGAACCUACUGGGCCAGAUCGCGGGCGCCGCGAGCACGGAGUACGGCUGCGCGCAGCUAUUGCUGGCGGCGGUGAGCAUGGGCACGGAUUUCACGACGUACGUGCCGACGGGGAAACAUACCGUCGGUGUCAUGGCGGCGAGCACGGUGUUCCACGGCGCGCUGAACUCGCUGGACACGUCCGCGCUCGAGAAGAUCACGAAGAGCUACGUCAUCUUCCACAUCGUGGUGCUGGUGGCGUGCUGCAUCACGCUGCUCGCGUGCGCGAACAACAACGCUCCACGCCUCGGCCUGCACACAUCUGAGUACGUGUGGACGGAAGUCGUCAAUAGCAGUGGCUGGACGCCCAAUGGUUGGAGCUGGAUGUUCGGCUUCCUCGGCGCCAGCUGGACUAUGACGGACUAUGACGCGACGGCGCAUAUUGCGGAGGAGAUCAAAGAGCCGGAGGUCAAAGCCGCGUGGAGCAUCGCUAUCGCGUUGGGGUUUACGUGGAUAGGCGGCUGGUUGUACACCAUCGUCCUAGCCUACUGCACCGGCGACGUGACGGAUAAGCUGGAGAGUAAGAUCGAGCAGCCCGUCGCGCAGAUCUUUUAUGAAGUCAUGGGAAGACAGGCGGGGAUUUUCUUCGUCGUCUGUGCGUAUCUCGUGCUGAACAUGACUGCUAUGACGGCCAUCCAAGCCGGGAGCAGGACGAUCUGGGCGUUCGCCCGCGACGAAAUGCUGCCGGGGAGUAAAAUCUGGUAUAAGACGUGGAGCAAGACCGACACGCCCGUCAACGCGGUCUGGUUGUUCGUGUGCUGUUGUGUGCUGAUUAACCUGAUUGGACUGGGAUCCUAUACGGCGAUCAGUGCGAUUUUCAACCUGACGGCGAUCGCGCUGGAUUGGAGCUAUGUGAUCCCCGUGCUGUGUAAGAUGAUUUAUGGGAAGGCGGAUAAAGGGCCGUUUCAUCUGGGGUGGGCGAGUUGGUGGAUCAAUGCUUGGGCGGUUGUGUGGACGGUUUUUGUGACGAUUAUUUAUGUGCAGCCGACUUUGUUGCCGGUGGAGGCUGAUAAUAUGAAUUACGUAUCCGUCCUCAUGGUAGCAGUCGCCCUGUUCGCGGGUAUCUACUGGGUCGUUAGUGGAAGGUACUAUUACGUCGGCCCGAGAGUGCGCGCGCAGUUGCUGGUGGGUGUCGCGGAUGAGCAGGAGGGUAAGGGGUUCAAUGAGAAGGAGAAGGAGGGGGGAGUACGGGGAGUAGUGAUGGGAAGGAGGUCGUCGGUUGAGAGUUAUGGAGAGAGCUGGGGGGAGGGGGGGGGAGUAAGGGAAUGGGAGAGGGGGAGGGUGGAGAAAGGGUGGUGA
Bacidia gigantensis is the source of this 1797-nucleotide messenger RNA. RefSeq lists its product as uncharacterized. NCBI's taxonomy places the organism in Eukaryota, Fungi, Ascomycota, Lecanoromycetes, Lecanorales, Ramalinaceae. The record is from RefSeq and is a predicted model, not a curated record. Gene Ontology annotation, biological process: transmembrane transport. Gene Ontology annotation, cellular component: membrane. The coding region runs from base 1 to 1797 and encodes 598 amino acids. The transcript has 3 exons. Gene Ontology annotation, molecular function: transmembrane transporter activity.